This is a messenger RNA of Neodiprion fabricii, 1260 nucleotides long. It is a transcript of the gene Vamp7, whose product is annotated as vesicle-associated membrane protein 7. The coding region runs from base 295 to 984 and encodes 229 amino acids. NCBI's taxonomy places the organism in Eukaryota, Metazoa, Arthropoda, Insecta, Hymenoptera, Diprionidae. Gene Ontology annotation, biological process: vesicle fusion; exocytosis. The record is from RefSeq and is a predicted model, not a curated record. Gene Ontology annotation, molecular function: SNAP receptor activity; SNARE binding. The transcript is spliced from 7 exons. Gene Ontology annotation, cellular component: membrane; SNARE complex.
CGUGAGUUUUCCUCCUUGAAUGCCUGCUGACAGUGCUUGGCAUGCUUGGUGCUUUGUUCGUUUUGUAGGUGGAUGAGUGUGUUUUGACUCAUUUGAACUUUGACGUAAAUUUUCGUCGUUAUCGAGUGAUUAACCAUCACCGUAACCCGAUGCAAUCUAUAACUCGCGGUCAGCAACGAGUGCGCACAUUGUCUUUGGUGUGGUCAUUUACGGAGUAGAGAGCUGCCAGGCGAGGAAAUAUCCUCGAGAAUUUCCGCAUUCACAAAUUAAGGCUGACCGAUAGAUCGGCGAGCCAUGAUUCAAGGAAAUGAAAAAGAAAGAAUGCCUAUUCUAUACAGCGUCGUGGCACGUGGGCCAACCGUGCUCGCCAAGCAUGCGGCGCGCACUGGAAACUUUGCCGAAGUGACCGAACGGAUUUUGGCUAAAAUACCACCGCACAAUGACAAGCUAACUUAUACCCAAGGGCCGUACCUCUUCCACUACAUGUGCGAUAACAGGAUUGUAUACAUGUGCAUCACGGAUGACGAAUUUCAACGGUCGCGUGCCUUCUUAUACUUGAAUGAAAUUAAGAGACGAUUUGAAGCAGCUUAUGGACAUGGAGCUCAAACUGCUCUAGCCUAUGCAAUGAACUCUGAGUUUUCGAGGGUGCUGGCCAAUGAAAUGAAACACUACAGCGAGUCCACAGAUAUCGAUACACUAUCCAAAGUGCAUGGGGAACUUGAUGAACUUAAAGACAUUAUGGUGAAGAAUAUCGAUAACGUUGCGGCACGAGGGGAAAGACUAGAAUUGCUCAUAAACAAAACUGAGAAUUUGACUGCUAGUUCUGUGACGUUCAGGAAAACAAGCAGAAAUCUGGCUCGUUCCCUUUUUUGGAAGAACAUAAAGCUUUAUGUGAUAGUGGCUCUUGUUUUGAUCGUUGUAAUAUACUUUGUUGUGGCAAUGGCUUGUGGAGGUCUUGCAUGGCAGAAGUGUGUCGGUAAUUGAAGAUAUUUUAGACAAUUCUAAAUUUGGAUUGUAUGGAAUCAGUGCCGGUAUCCUUGACCAAUGAAUGAACAUGUUAAGCGUUUUCGCAGACAUUGGCCAAAUUAUUUAAGGUACUCAAACAAUGAAUCUGUUGCACUGUUUUUUGAUGGAAAUGUUUUCAAAUCAUGGCACACGGUAAGGUAGAAGGAAGGAGGAAGGAUGGGAGGAGAGCGAUAUUUGGUAUUGAACUAAUUUAUAAAUUCAAUCAAUAAAAAUACAUUUAUAUAUUGUUUAUCA